AGAAACCGUUACGUGCAAGCAGCAAGCGACGACUUAAGCCAAUCGUCUUCUUCAACGGAACCUCAGGAGGAUGACGCUGAAUCAAAGAGUGUUAGGGCUGUUGAUCGCGAAAUAGAAGAAUUACUGAAAAGUGCAAACGGACAAUCUAAAGAAUUGGCUGUAGAAGAGGAGGAUGAUAUCCAAGAAACGUCUACAGAAGAAAGCCUCGUGAAAUACGACGAAUUAAGGUAGAUAUCUGUCAGUGAGACACCUCGCAAAGGAGUAGUAAGAAAGACAAGGAACCAUGCUAAAAUGCACACAAAACCCUCAUUGUUUACAGAAAAAAGCACUAAAAUGAGAUAAAAGUUCCCUCGAGUUAGUCUCUUACUCCUUGAAGAUUCUACCUAAGCUCUUUCUUCAAUCUUUUGUUCAUAGUAUCCUUUUAUUAAAUUCUUAUCUUUGGAAAAGCUCAGUGCUAUUUAUCGAGGUCAAAGACAGUGAUUAUGAGGUGUUGCUGUUUGUCUAAUUAUGAAUUCACUUGCGAUGUAGAUCAUGUCCUACCUUCAGUAUGUCAGAGAUUAUUCAACGUUAAUUGAGUUCCGGUUUAUUUUUUGCGAUAAGGUGACAGAUGAUUUAACAAUAGGAUCAUAUUAUAUAUAUAUUGUGGGAGGAAAAAGACAAUUUGAUUUGAUUUGUCUUUUUCCUCCCACAAUAUAUACAUCGCUCUACUCCUAUGUAUUGAGCACUGUCUUACGUAAGUCAAAAUUACUUUAUAUAUAUAUAUAAUGAGAGAGACCAGAGCAUGAGACCUGAACAGUGUGAGGAAGAUCAAGUUGAUUUUAAAAAAUAAAACGUGUAGUUUCGGAACAUAGCAGACUUGUUAGUCUCAUUUCCGACAAGUAUCAGUUUGUUGAGGUAGUGAAGUCCAUUGUAAAAUUCCGUCGUUCUCCCAACAGCUGCACGCCUCACAAAAGUAUUGCCUUCCUCAAAACCCAUAAAACCGGAAGCAGCACUCUCACAAAUAUCCUAAAUCGUUAUGCAGACCUCAGAGAACUAAGCAUAGCACUUCCAAGGGAACAUCUGUACCGCUUUGGUUGGCCAGGUUACUUCAAUUGGAGGAAUGUGGACAUGUUUCGAUUGAACGGACAACCAGCUCAUAUCCUAUGUAACCACGCUCGAUACAAUAGACCUGCAAUGGAUAUUGUAAUGCGCAGCGACACUAAGUAUAUUACGAUUUUGCGUGACCCGGUUAAUCAGUUUGAGUCUACAUUCAACUACAUGGAACUGUAUCGUGAUUUUAAUUUGCCGAAGUUUCCAAAUCCAAUGGAAGUUUUUCUGAAAAAUCCUUAUGGACACCUUCAAAACUUAACAAAAAGGGUGAAAUCCCUUCCUGAAUCAAUCAAUUUGGUGAGAAAUGGAAUGUUCUUUGAUUUAGGUUUCUCGUCAUUGAUGGGCAGCAGGAAAGACAGUGAACUUCGCAACGCUAUCGCAAAUAUUGAGAAGGAAUUUUCACUGGUUCUUAUCAUGGAAUAUUUCGACGAGAGUCUAGUUCUUCUUAAGCGUGAAUUCUGCUGGGAUUUAGACGAUGUUAUUUACAUCAAACAGAAUCAACGAAAGUACGGUAAUAAUACGUCGCAUAACUUUAUUUCUGCGCAACUCAGGCGCAGGAUAAGGAACUGGAACCGAGCCGAUGUGUUACUUUACGAACACUUCAACAAGACUUUCUGGGAGAAAAUCAAACGGCACGGGAGGGGAUUUUACGAAGACCUUACAGAACUGAAGCGCAAAAAUUUGGAGAUGUAUCGUGACUGUGUUUCCCCUGAGGAAGUGACAGAAACCGCGUUUCGACUGAGUGGAAAAAUACGAGGUUUUAAGCUAAACAAUGGCGUUUCACGUUUCAACAGAUACCUAUGUGAAAAGCUGCUUACAAACGAAAUAGACUACAUUAAUUAUUUCCGCCGGAAGCUGAAUCCUCACUCAGAGUAUCAGAAGCAACUAAGAGCUGCAGGAAAAGCACCUCAUACAUCGGCUGAAAACACCAUAAGUCAAAGAAUUCGUGCGUUUCAAAGCGAACAGUUGCAAAUUAAAGCGGGAAAUCCUGUUCCAAAGGCGAGGCCGUAG
Molecule: messenger RNA, 2100 nt
Organism: Pocillopora meandrina
Lineage: Eukaryota; Metazoa; Cnidaria; Anthozoa; Scleractinia; Pocilloporidae
Source: the annotation of a GenBank genome assembly